Messenger RNA from Diaporthe amygdali, 831 nucleotides. RefSeq names its product Riboflavin transporter MCH5. Bases 1 to 831 code for a protein of 276 amino acids. Gene Ontology annotation, cellular component: fungal-type vacuole membrane. The record is from RefSeq and is a predicted model, not a curated record. NCBI's taxonomy places the organism in Eukaryota, Fungi, Ascomycota, Sordariomycetes, Diaporthales, Diaporthaceae. Gene Ontology annotation, biological process: transmembrane transport. Gene Ontology annotation, molecular function: transmembrane transporter activity. The transcript has 4 exons.
AUGGAAAAAAGGCACGGAGUUGAUGAGAGCGGAACCGGAGUCCUGUCUUCAGACUCGUCCGCUAUUGUCGAAAUUGAACGAAAAGGACUUCCCAAUGGGGGCUUGAAGGCUUGGCUUCAAAUUUUGGGCGCAUUCUUUUUGUAUUUCAAUACCUGGGGUAUUGUUUCCAGCUUCGGGAGCUACCAGAGCUACUAUGAAGACGCAAUCCUCAAAGGAGCUAGCUCCUUCCAGAUUUCGAGCAUUGGCUCAAUACAAAGCUUUCUGAUGGUUUUCUUCGGCUUUAUUGCAGGACCUGUAUUUGACCGAGGCCACUUCGGCCAUCUUCUCAAGACUGGCUCAAUUUUGAUCCUGGUGGGAACGGUCAUGCAAGGGCUGUCCUUUGAAUAUUGGCACCUGCUUCUUUCUCAAGGCGUCUGUAUGGGAAUCGGGAUGGGGUGCUUAGCCGUCCCGAGUGUCGCUGUGCCGUCGUCUUGGUUUACCAGCAAGUUGCCAUUCGCAAAUGGCAUCGUUGUUAGCGCAAGUGGAUUCGGAGGAGUUGUCUAUCCGAUCAUGGUCCGUUCACUUAUUCCAGUCGUCGGCUUCAAGUAUACAAGCCUCAGCGUGGCUCUGGUCAUCUUCAUCACUUUGGGUAUAUCGAAUGUUGUGCUGCAGCAGCCGACGACGCCGCAAGCGAAACGCGCAUUCUUUGACCAGUCCGCUCUGACAGACACUCCAUACAUACUGCCGUAUCGGUACAAGGACUGGGAUGGCGUCGACAAUAUGCAGUAUCGGACUCUUGCUCGGUGCGCCUUCCGCUGGAGGCCUCUGGAGAACAUAUGGUUUCCCGGCUAG